CAAAUCCCUUGGGAUUUGUAUUACUUUUAUUACUCGUUAUUGCAUGAAAGAGUCAAACGCCCGUCACAUUUUUGUUACGCUUUUUUCCUCCUAUAACGCGAAACCUGUUGGAACGAUAUCGAAAUAUGAUUUUACAGAUCUAGCACAACAAUAUUCUCGUACCCAGAAUGAAGAAAAGCGGAAUCUCAGUCUUGGUGGCCAUGUUGGGUUUGACAGUCUUCCUGACCAGCUGGUCAGUAAAUCAGUAUCACAGGGUUUCUGUUUCAAUAUACUCUGUGUAGGUGAAACUGGUGUCGGCAAGUCCACGUUAAUGAACACCCUUUUUAACACAACAUUUGAAAAUGAAGAAGCCAGCCAUUAUCAAAACGGGGUGUACCUUCGCCCGAGGACGUACGAUUUGCAGGAGAGCAACGUCCACUUGAAGCUGACCAUUGUAGACACAGUGGGCUUUGGAGAUCAGAUCAACAAAGAGCAGAGCUACAAGCCCAUAGUCGACUACAUUGACACACAGUUUGAAAACUACCUACAAGAAGAAUUGAAGAUCAAGCGUGCCCUCUUUAACUGCCAUGACACAAGAAUUCACAUCUGCCUUUACUUCAUCGCUCCAACAGGACAUUCCCUCAAAUCCUUGGACUUAGUUACCAUGAAAAAGCUUGAUAGCAAGGUGAAUGUCAUCCCAAUUAUUGCUAAGGCAGAUACUAUUUCUAAGAGCGAGCUGCACAAGUUUAAGAUCAAGAUAAUGAGUGAGCUUGUUAGCAAUGGAGUUCAGAUCUAUCAGUUUCCAACUGAUGACGAGGCCGUCACAGAGAUCAAUGCUUCAAUGAAUGCCCAUCUUCCCUUUGCUGUUGUUGGAAGCACAGAAGAAGUGAAAGUGGGCAAUAAACUGGUUCGAGCCAGACAGUACCCUUGGGGUGUGGUUCAGGUGGAGAACGAGAGUCACUGUGACUUCGUGAAACUGAGGGAGAUGCUGAUCCGGGUCAAUAUGGAGGAUCUCCGAGAACAGACGCACGCUCGCCACUACGAGUUGUACAGGCGCUGCAAACUGGAGGAGAUGGGCUUCAAAGACACAGAUCCUGACAGUCAACCAUUCAGUCUACAGGAAACGUAUGAGGCCAAGAGGAAGGAGUUCAUGGGAGAUCUGCAGCACAAGGAGGAGGAGAUGAGGCAGAUGUUUGUCAACAAGGUCAAAGAAACGGAGGCCGAGCUGAAGGAAAAGGAGAGAGAGCUGCAUGAUAAGUUUGAGCAGCUCAAGAGGAUGCACCAAGAGGAGAAGAGGAAGGUGGAGGAGAAGAGGCGAGACCUGGAGGAAGAGAUGAAUGCCUUCAACAGACGGAAGGUGGCGGCAGAAACACUCCAGGCGCAGUCUCUACAGGCUGCAUCGCAGCAGCCGCUGAAAAAAGACAAAGACAAGAAAAAUUAAUUAAUGAUUCAGGGAAGCAGGAAAGGAUUGUUCUUCCAUCACCAUGAAUUCUGUUUUUUGCAAUUCCUUCAUGAAUGACAUUUUGUAAGUGGACCAAAGAAAAACCAUUGAAGAGGGUGGGAUUGUUUUAUGAAGGCUGUCCAUGUAACACAUUUUAAUAAAUGCGGUUGCUUGUUUUAUUUAAUUACUAACAGGGACAUAUAGUUUCACGAGAGAGCCACAGCCCCUUUACUUGCUGUAGCUGAAUCCUGAGUCUCUGUCAUCAUUGUGGCCGAUGAUUGAUUAUAAAAGACUUGUGAGUUGUGCAUAUUUUGUCCGCUGUUAGGGUUUUACAUGAAUCUGUAUAAUUUCCUUUUGUAUAAAAGUAGUGAUACUUGCAUUCAAUUUGUUCAAAUUGGGUUUUUAAUUUUUUGAGGAGGGUCUACGUUAAGGUGUUUUCACUGUGCGUUCAGUUCUAGUUGCCAGUCAAAUACACACUGUGUAUUUCCAACAGAAACUAAAGAGCAGUUCCUGAGUAAUUGCAAUAAUUAAUAAUUAAAUUGAGCUAAUGAAGACCUGAAUAAUUUAAAUACAUUUUACUGCCACAAUAGAUACUCAUGUUUCUUGAAAUAAUAAAACAUCUAUAUUCUUUAUGCAAUCCAGGUCUAAGUGCAUAUAAUAUGAUAGCAUAGUUAAAUGUUUUAAGUUGAAUAUACAGCCAAACUAAAUAACACAAUGCUGUACAAAAAGUAUUUUUUCUUCUGAUGUACAUGACAAGUUGUACACAAUACAUGGCAGUGAGUGUUUCCAAAGUCACAUUAUAUACACCUCACACUGGCAUGCUGUACUUUAUAGGGUUCUGAGACUGUAGGAAUGGCCUGCUUCCUAAUUACAGUAAGCUUUGUUUUUAUUGACUUUAACUAAAGGAAAAUGAAAGUAUUAUGUAACCAUACCGGUUUGCCUUGAUGACAGAAAUGUUUUUUAAAACUAUUUUGACUAGUCUUCCACAACUGUCACAGCAUUUUUACUUUUGCAGUCGUCGAUGCUAUUAUAGAACACAAUGCUCAGGUAUUCCGAUUACCGCUGGGGUUGGUUUCUGAAAAUAGUUUUAUUCAGUUAGUCAAAAAAGGAAGUUCCCCUUGAAGUGUUAUCAGUAAAGGAAAAACCACCAGUACAAAACUGCUAGGAUCCCUCUUUUUUUUAUUAUUAUUAUUUUUUUGUAGUAGUUUUUAUCUGGCACAGGAGGACUGACAAACUCUGGAAUCAUCCAGCAAAACUACAAUAUAUCUUCCUUAAGUGCACUUCAGUUUAAAGAAUGCGAUUGUAUAUCAUCCUAGUAGUGUUCACAUCUUUUUGUUGUUAUAUUUUAAAUUGUAUUAAUAGGAGUUAUUGAUCACAAGUGCGGCAUUAUUUAUCCGUGAAUAAUUAACAUAUCGUAUUGAUUAAGUUAACCUAGCUUUUUGUGUUUUAGGUAAACCAUCCCUAUUAAGAGGGUGAGUAAAGACAAAAACAAUAAAGCUGAAUGCAUUGUCUUUAAACUCCUGAAGUUUUUAAAAUCUUAAUCUUGGUCUUUAUCAAACUCUCAAGUACUGUAUGUCUUUUCUUUUAUAUUCAAUCAUUCCUAAUAUAUAUCUUGGAUUUCCAGUCCUGUCUAAAAUCUUACAGAUUCAAAUAUUGUUGCAACAUCAUCCCUUACAUUUGCAAGUGUGUAGUCUGUGCUCGUUCUCAAGGGAAGGCACAAUUGACCUGUUUGUAUGUAAUGUUUGUGCUGGCAUGCAGUUAAGUACUCUUGGUCAUCACAACUAAAAAUAAUAUUUGUUUCUACAGAUGAGGGACUAGAGUGAGUGGGUGGGGUUAGGUGGAUAUUGUUGCACAGCUUCCAUUUCAUUUUAAUACAUUUGCUUUCAUAAUAUUAUAUUGUGUACAAUAUUCUAUUGGAUAUACGGAGGGUGGGGGGUGAGGAUGGGGUUAUAUUUUAAUGUCCACUUUUUAAAAGUUCUUGCAAUUUGUUUUUUGUCAUUGAAACCCAUCAUCUGUGAAAAGGCAUAAUCAUGUCCUUCAUAGCCAUUCAUUUACUUUAAUGUUCACAAAGUAAGAAUAUAAGUUUUUUUUAGCAGUAUGAUACAGUGAGUGUUAGUUUUAUAUGCCUUUUUAAUGUGUAUACAUCAUAUUGUGCAUGUUGUGGUCAUUUCAUGAAUAGUUAUUGUGUACCAUUUUAUUGUUUUAAAUCAUCUCCAUGUACCAAUUUUGAUAUUAAAGCAAUACAUUCAUGGGUGUUUUGUGACAUUUUAACAUCUUUACACAGAUUCCUGGUAAAGGUUCAUCAUCGUGAGAAGUUCAGUCACUGUACAAUACCACCAAUUGGAAUAAAUCAUUCAUGUGAUUUGUUAUCGCUUCGUCCAUCUUCACUGCUGUUUGCUUUUCGAUGCAGUGUUAGUAAUGUGUGUGUGUGUGUGUGUGUGUGUGUGUGUGUGGGUUGGAAGUUUGCGACUGACCAAAUUGAAUUUAUUUUUUAUACAAUUUGUACUGCGGGUUUUCCUUUGCAAUGUGAAGAACAACACGAUUCAUGCAUUGUUCAUUAGAUAAUGCUGACACUGUUUAAAAACCUGGCUCCAGAUUACAGACCAUUGCAGUGACUGGUUGCUUUUUAAUCAAAAAUUAUAACACAAUAUACCCCUAACCCACAGGAUUUCAUUUACAGAAUGCAUCUAAUCUGUUUGCACUACCUAAGUUCAAGGCCUUUUACCUUUGAUAAAAGCAAAUGCUGUAAUACGACACUGUGGAAUUUGCAGGUUGUUAUUAUAAAAGCAGCGAGACUGUCAGUUCAGCUUCAGUCUUUGCUAGGCUAGUUCUUUCCAGUGUGUGUUUGCAUAUGUUGGCUAUUGCCUGUCUAUUCCUAUCAGCUCAACGCUGAUCCACUAUAUUAAUCAAAGGCUAGUUUUACAAUUCAGGAGCAGUGUAUUUAAACUUUCCAAUUCUCUUGUUUUCACACUCCCAAAAUCUUUCCCACAAGUAUCGCUUAAGAGGUGCGUGAUUAUUUGCCGAGCCUGGACGGUAAAUCUAACAGAUACUAAACAUAUGCAAUUACACCAAUGGAUUCCAUGAUCUCAUAUUAGUUCAACUAGCUCACUUUGGCAAGGUGUGCUUGGUCCUUAUUAUCUGUUUAAAGAGAAUGUAUUGAAAUGUGUUACCAUUAUUUCCUAAAUAUUAUUUCCUUGAAUGCUGUAACCUUCAGCCAUAUUCAACAGCCACAUAACUUGCUUUGAAGGGUUGUGAGCGAUAUUAAAAAAUGAUGGCUUCCUUUACUAUACAAAAGAAUAUGAGAAGGUGCUUUUCUUUUACAGUCAUGAGGUUCACAACCAAAAUGUUUUGAUCCCGAUCACCACUGUUUUGUUUUUAUCAAACUUUUUUUUUACAUUUUUGUAGGUACCCACUAACAUGUUUCUUUACAGCUAGAAAAUUAAUUUACAAAAGCCUUUUUGUCAGAUGAUGGGUUUGUGCAUAUUAUGUACCAUGUAACAUACCAUUUUUGCCACCUAAGCCUUUCAUUUGGUUAACCAUUAAAUACACUUGCUUAUCCCCAUUUUCUAGUCUCAUUUGCAAAUUGCUAGUUGCCAAAACCCCAUGCUGCCUUUAUAAACAUUAUCAUAACAAUGAAUCUUUCUAAAUUGCAAGUCGUCAAAUGAAGUAUGACACUUCAGAAAGCACGGAAAAUCACUAUCUGUAAAGUGCUUGAUUGUACUGUAAUUAUUAGUGUUAAAUGAGGCAUUUCAACUUCAUUCUGCUAUUUUGUAGCCUGCAAUGAGAUUGCAUUGACAGCAGCUUUUCACAUCAUAUCUUGCCUGCAGUUAGAUACAGUAUGCAUGCAAUUCUUAAUGUAUCCUUCAAAAGAUGCUUUUGAAGUAUCCCAUUCCUCAGGUUUAAUAUAUAUAUAUAUAUAUAUAUAUAUAUAUAUAUAUAUAUAUAUAUAUAUAUAUAUAUAUAUAUAUAUAUAUAUAAUGUGCAUACAUACACACAGAGGCGAUUCAUAAAUAAGGCACCACAUUAAAAUAAAAACUAUUAUGGAACAUGUUCAAAUUGAGCAAUAAUCCACAUCCAUUCUGUGUUCCUGUCCACCAGAACUGUCUACUUGUAAACCUGAAACUCAAAAGACAUGUUCUGUUCCAGCGUUUUGCUUCUUAGAUUAUUUUGUAUAUGAACUGCCCUGUACGUCAGCAUGCGUUUAAUCACUAAGUACUACCUACACCAUGGAUACCUAUAGUUUAGCGCUGAACAAGCUGUAACCACUGUCUUAGUUAUUGACUUGCUGUUUUGUUUUUUCUGUAGCUUCUUUAGUCUUCCAAGUGCGUGCUCCUUAACAUCAGGAAGACAUUUUAAUUAGAAGAUUU
Molecule: messenger RNA, 5787 nt
Organism: Polyodon spathula (Mississippi paddlefish)
Lineage: Eukaryota; Metazoa; Chordata; Actinopteri; Acipenseriformes; Polyodontidae
Product: septin-8-A
Exons: 11
Coding region: 44-1420 (458 amino acids)
Biological process (GO): cytoskeleton-dependent cytokinesis
Cellular component (GO): cell division site; septin complex; microtubule cytoskeleton
Molecular function (GO): GTP binding; molecular adaptor activity; GTPase activity
Source: RefSeq, a predicted model, not a curated record